This is a messenger RNA of Macaca mulatta (Rhesus monkey), 2202 nucleotides long. Lineage: Eukaryota; Metazoa; Chordata; Mammalia; Primates; Cercopithecidae. The record is from RefSeq and is a predicted model, not a curated record.
AAGGAAAGAAAGAAAGAAACUUCCUAGCCCUUGUUCUGCUACGCUGUUCCCAUCGUAAGAUGCUCCGUGGAAGGGAGCCGAGCGGUGGGCAGCGGCUGAGUCCCCGAUAACGAGCGCCUCACAUUUCCGUGGCAUUCCCAUUUGCUAGUGCGCUGCUGCGGCCGCACGCCUGAUUGAUAUAUGACUGCAAUGGCACUUUUCCAUUUGACAUUCUCUCUCUCUCUCUCUCCCUCUCUCUCUCUCUCUCUCUCUCUCUCCCUCUCUCUCUCUCCCUGUGUCGCUUAAACAACAGUCCUAACUUUUGUGUGUUGCAAAUAUAAAAGGCAAGCCAUGUGACAGAGGGACAGAAGAACAAAAGCAUUUGGAAGUAACAGGACCUCUUUCUAGCUCUCAGAAAAGUCUGAGAAGAAAGGAGCCCUGCGUUCCCCUAAGCAGAACAACAGUUUCGUUGAUGAGUUGCAAAUGGAAGGAAGCGGACCUCUCAAUUAGAGAUUCCCAUUUAAGAGCCUCAAUGUAAACCUCCCUGUGACAUCCUUAAAAGAUGCUGCUAAUGUCCCUGGGACCAAAAGCUGUGCAGCAGAUACUGUGAUGAUGGAUUGCAAGUGCAAAGAGUAAGACAAAACUCCAGCACAUAAAGGACAAUGACAACCAGAAAGCUUCAGCCCGAUCCUGCCCUUUCCUUGAACGGGACUGGAUCCUAGGAGGUGAAGCCAUUUCCAAUUUUUUGUCCUCUGCCUCCCUCUGCUGUUCUUCUGGAGAAGUAUUUCCUUACAACAAUGAGAAAACAUGUACUAGCUGCAUCCUUCUCUAUGCUCUCCCUGCUGGUGAUAAUGGGAGAUACAGACAGUAAAACGGACAGCUCGUUCAUAAUGGACUCGGACCCUCGACGCUGCAUGAGGCAUCACUAUGUGGAUUCUAUCAGUCACCCAUUGUACAAGUGUAGCUCAAAGAUGGUGCUCCUGGCCAGGUGCGAGGGGCACUGCAGCCAGGCAUCGCGCUCCGAGCCUUUGGUGUCGUUCAGCACUGUCCUCAAGCAACCCUUCCGUUCCUCCUGUCACUGCUGCCGGCCCCAGACUUCCAAGCUGAAGGCGUUGCGGCUGCGAUGCUCAGGGGGCAUGCGACUCACUGCCACCUACCGGUACAUCCUCUCCUGUCACUGUGAGGAAUGCAAUUCCUGAGGCCCGCUGCUCUGUGUGGCUUCUGGAUGGGACAACUGUAGGAGCAGUUCGACCAGCCAGGGAAAGACUGGCAAGAAAAGAGUUAAGGCAAAAAAGGAUGCAACAAUUCUCCCGGGACUCUGCAUAUUCUAGUAAUAAAGACUCUACAUGCUUGUUGACAGAGAGAGAUACUCUGGGAACUUCUUUGCAGUUCCCAUCUCCUUUCUCUGGUACAAUUUCUUUUGGUUGAUUUUCAGAUUCAGACAUUUUCUCCCUUGGAUCUCGAUGCUGUUUGGGUUUCCAACAAUUCAGCAUUAGUGGGAAAAAGUGGGCCCUCAUACACAAGCAUGUCAGGUUGUCAGUGUUUGGUGCAUAUUGAGGAAGAAUUUACUUUGGAAAGUAGAAAAGCCCAGCUCUUUCUGGGACAUCUUCUGUUAUUGUUGAUGUUUUUUUUACCUUGUCAUUUUGGUCUAAGGUUGCCAUUGCUGCUAAAGGUUACCGAUUUCAAAUUCCAGAUACCAAGCAUGUGGAUAUGUUUAGCUAGGUUUACUCACAGCCAGCGAACUGACAUUAAAAUAACUAACAAACAGAUUCUUUUAUGUGAUGCUGGAACUCUUGACAGCUAUAAUUAUUAUUCAGAAAUGACUUUUUGGAAGUAAAAGCAGCAUAAAGAAUUUGUCACGGGAAGGCUGUCUCAGAUAAAUUACGGUAAAAUUUUGUAAGGGAGCAGACUUUUAAAGACUUGCACAAAUACGGAUCCUGCACUGACUCUGGAAAAGGCAUAUAUGUACUAGUGGCAUGGAGAAUGCACCGUACUCAUGCAUGCAAAUUAGACAACAAAGUAUGAAUCUAUUUGUGGGUGUGCUAUAGCUUUAGCCGUGUCGCGGGCAUCAUUCUCUAAUAUCCACUUGUCCAUGUGAAAUGUGUUGCCAAAAUGGUGGCCUGGCUUGUCUUCUGAACAUUUGGUUCAAAUGCGUUUUGGUCCUGGAGGCUCAAAUUUUGAGUUAUUCCCAUGUUUUGAAAUAAAAAGAGAGUAUCUUCAAAA